AUGAAAGUUAAUCUAACGGACGUUUUGGGAAGUGAAGGCCUAGAUGUGGCUUCUGAGAACUUAAUGCCCUGCAAGCCAACAACGCCGCAUGAUCUAAAUACAACAAGAACCGCAUCUGAAGUGAUUGUCGCUUCGGGAGCAGGGAUCUUUUACUUAGCAUUGUGCAUGCUUAGCGUACUCGGUGUUUGGUCAACUUCUUGUGCCAGACUGUGCUCUUCUCGAGGAACGUUUUUUGUUUUCUUCAUUAGUGCAUUGAUCGCUUCCGUGAAUGUCUUCUCCAACUCCGACAACCUAGAGGUCAAGCUAUACUUCCGUUUAUCUGCCUUUGUGUUUGUCGGAAUAGCUUACACAUUGUUUGGUGCUUCUCUUUUCUUCUCUCUGCCAGACGAAGGAGAAAAUCGACAAACUUUGGGUCAACAACAGCCUGCAAUGGGGUGCGUUGUUGGUGUGGUGACAUUUCUUAUAUUUCUACUCGAAGCCGUGCUUUUAGCAUUUGCGUGCACGAAAGGCGCUAAGAAGGCGAUAACCGUAGAUCCCUCAGAGAAAACAAUCACUUGGAUCUUGAUUAUUAUAGACAAGUCAGCUUUCUUCCUUCAAAAGCCUUUUCAGCUUGCCAUAUACCUCUACUUGCGGACCACUUGUCUUAGUACGCAAGAAUUCAAAGGGAAUGCUGAAUUUUACUUUAGAAUUAUGUCCUUCUUCAACUUUAUAGAGUGGAUAGAUGCUCAGGUGAACGUGGAAAUGGAUGUUGCCCUGAGUGGACCUAUCAUUGAUGAACUCGAUGGAUGGUUUAAUGUUUUUGUAGUUGGUUACAAGGCGUUGAUAAUAGAUUACCGUUUGCUAUGUUGUUUCCUUUUUCUGGAGCAUUCUGCAGAAAUUCCAGAUGUAAAUCAGCUUCCUGAGGUCCCAGAAAAUGAAGACCGAUUCGUUAAUUGUAUGGCUUCAAGGGAUCAACUUAAGAUGUAUGCGGGGUUCUUCGCUGGUUGUUUGUGUAUUACCGCACCUGUCCUCUGUGGUCUUUAUUUCAUUCACAGCCUUAACAUCGGCGCAUUCGUCCAGGUAUUCGCCAUUAUUGUCAAUACGGCAAUAUUUGUUCUCGCUGCAUAUUUCCUUUACAGCAAUGAUUUAGAAGACGGCGAGAUUUCUGAAUCAAUGGGAGUCAAAAUCAUGGUAAGUUCUAUUUUUUUCGGAUUCGUUUGUAAGAUAUUUUCAAGUGGAUUUGAUCUGAUUGUUUUAUACGGCAUUUUUUGACCGAUUUAGUCUUUUACAUAGAGUAUAUGAGUCGAGCAUAUUUCGCUAAUUACAUUGCAAGAACAAGACGGACUAACACAGAGAGACCAUUCGAUGGAGCUUUAUAUAUAGACGCACUUUUACUUCAAUGCCAAAAAAGGAACGCUUAUUCCACUGUGGUGCUUUUUACCCUAGUAAAUUAUUUUACUAGGGUAAUACAUCUGUGAACUGCCUCCCCCCUCCCCUCAGAAAAAAAAAUGUUCUCUUAUCACUCUGCAGUCUUCAAAUCAAUUAAGAACCACCUUAUAUGAUUCCAUUAUUUGCUAUGGGAGUCAAAAUUCAACAAUAUUUCCCGUGUUAUCAAUUUUAUUUAAAGCUGCUUAAAUUAGUACCAUGGGACAGUACUUUAUUUCCAAAGAGGUCUGACAUUUGAAUGGUAACACGAAACAGGAUUUCAUCCACAGAGUCAAGAGGCUAAACCAUCUUUCAAGAUUCCAUAAUUCUCUCUGGGGGUGAAGGAUUACACUCUUCAUAGGGCUGCUCAAUUGAGAUCACAACGCAUGACUCACAUUUCAUUCUGUUAUUUUUUGGGGGAAACGGUGUUGAUUUGGGAAGGAAAUAAAUUAGGGUAGAAAAGGUAUACACAUAAACCAGUAGCCUGCGUAGCAAGCGCUUCCGUUUGGUUUCGGAGCAAAGAAAAACCGAGGAAGCGGACUUUCGGUUUUGACCGCGCGAGAAAUGAAACGAGAGCCAAAAUGUGAAAGAGAAGGGAGGCGCCAUUUUUCGCGCGGUCUUUGACUCUCGUUCCUCGUUCUUUUCUCCUAAACCGCACAGAAACGCUUGCUACGCAGGCUAAUAAACCAGUUAGUCCGCUAAUGGGAUCAGAGGCACCUUGUUGUGGUGACGGACCUGGUAAUUGUCUACUAGUAUUUACUUCAUCUUUUAAAUUCUUAACAACCCCCAAAUGCAAUGUUUUCUAAUUUUUCCAAUUUUUCAUCAAGUUCUCAAAAAAAAAAUAUUGAAUUAAGGGCUGCAACUAAGUGGAGCCAUUUUUUGAUUGAAUGAAAUCUAGAUAUUUAAGGAAAAGGGUGGAAAUCAACGAAAAAUAAUGUUUUUAAACAGACUGUCCCCUUAAUUCCAAAAGAGCUGACUGAUAAGCUGACACAUCGUUGCAUGGCAAGCCUUGAAUUAUUUUGUACAUUUGUCAUGAUAUAAACAUAGAAUCUGUAAAGGGGGUCCAGAUCCAACAUUCCCGCUCCUUUUACACGAGAAUCCCGCAUCCAAACAAGAUCCCGAACAUCAUUUUCUUUUCCGCAUCCGUUGCCCAAAUUUUGGCGAAUUCCGCAAUGUGCAUUUUGGUCAAACCCAGACCCUGUAAAUGAUUUCAUGUGACCACUACUUUUAAUUUAUAGGUUUGCUGCAUGGGUGCUGUUGGCUUCACUUGCUGGUUAGUAGAAGCAGCUAUUGCCGGCUACUGGGCGCAGACGGCUCCUUACAGAGACGACAUAGACGACCAGUCAUUAAUGGGCUGGGAUUCGGCGAAAUUUCUCAUACGUGGGCUUACUGGAGCAUUUCUGAUAUGCGUGUUUAUGAGAGUAAAUGCACGAUCAUUGCCAUUUCAGAAUCUAAACAUGGCAUGGAAUCAUUUGCUCGUCCCUGUCAUCAUGUUAGGAAUAUUUUCAGUGUUUGUAGAAACUCUACUUGACCAGUAUAGGGGACCUCUCGAUAACACACUUCGGUAGGUGAAAGUUUAAUGCUCUUGCGCACUGCUUCCAGUCUCUUUGUAAACAUGAAGCUCUCGUCCCCAGUGCCACUUGGCUUAUUAAAUUUGACCACGUCAUCAAAAUAACGACAAGCUCUGGGAAGUGAAGAUAUUAAACAUGAUGGUUCUGGGCUGGCCACAAAAGCAAAGAUAGCCGGCCUGGAAACUGGGUUUGCACUUUCUGGGGGGCAAGAAAAAUGUUUUCAGCCUCGUUGUGGAGAAAAAGUCCUAAGCUCGACGUCUGACCCAACAGACGAUCUUAACUUUUAAAUUGAAGUAGUCCCAGAUUAGAGGGUGGUUACUAGUCUCGUCCAUGAAAAGCACAACGUUUAGCCUAGGCUUAAGUGAGACGAUUUGGCCGAAAAAGGUCUUACUACACUAAUAAUCUCUUAGUUUCAGUGCACGUUACUUUUUUUUAUAUCUCCUUUUCAGUUGUGAAAUCAAAGAGGAAAGUUUGAAGAUUCUUCUUGAGGUUGGGCCGCCCAUGUAUCUCGGAUUCUUGAUUCACGUGUUUCUGCACUUUUUUAUACUUUGGUCAAAUCUUGGUAAAAGGCCAAUUGCAGGUCGAGAAGAUUCUUUAGCUUCUUAUUCAACCUUCGAAAGAGUCAGUUCUAUCGCAACCUAUGUAUCCAUAGAACACGAAGGAGAAGACUCAGAAGAAGAAUUUUUUAAUGCGUUGGAACAUGUAGAUGAUACUGAUAAUUUUCGGAUUUAAAGUUAUUGAUCAUGGGAAUAAUUAUGCUGCAGAAACAGGUUUUACAAUCUUCAGUAACAUAAUUGUGAAUAACAUUUCGCAUAACUAUAUUAUCAUUACUGCACACGGCUUUAUUUGGUCAGUCAGUUAGUUUUCUGUAUUUGUUUGCGUUGUUUCACCUACACAUUUUAGUUUCUUUUUCUCACUGUUAACCAAUAAUGUCCGAAGAUUACCUCAUAAGGUCCAAUCAGCAAACAUAUCAAAAGACAUUGAUUGAGAGAAUAUUGUAUACGAAACUUUCCGCUUAAAUGUGGCUGCAAAAACUGCCGAUAGCCUAUACUGACCAUAGGAGACUCACGAGUGAGGUGCAGCUUUAUGGGUCAAAAACAGAGGGGGCUUUUUUGGUGGCCAGCUGACAUGAGCUGACAACGCACUGCGACUAAUCAGCAAGACCGACCUUGAGAGUUUGAUUACGACUACCGUGAAUCCUAUAUUAAGCCCCCUCCCCCC
Molecule: messenger RNA, 4196 nt
Organism: Porites evermanni
Lineage: Eukaryota; Metazoa; Cnidaria; Anthozoa; Scleractinia; Poritidae
Source: the annotation of a GenBank genome assembly